This is a messenger RNA of Guillardia theta CCMP2712, 1722 nucleotides long. RefSeq lists its product as hypothetical. The transcript has a single exon. The record is from RefSeq and is a predicted model, not a curated record. Bases 1 to 1722 code for a protein of 573 amino acids. NCBI's taxonomy places the organism in Eukaryota, Cryptophyceae, Pyrenomonadales, Geminigeraceae.
AUGGCUGCAUACGUGGAAGAAACGAUCAAGGCACAAGCCAACGUGCAGACGUUUGUGGAGCAGACAAGAAAUCAUGCCAGAAAGGUGCUUGAAAAGAUUUACCCUGAUCUUCCCAAGAAGAUGGCGCAAGCCAAGAACUACGUGUCGCCCUCAACUGUCUUGCUCAUUGUUCUCAUCGCCGGCCUUCAACGAAACUUAGCCGCUUGGCUCAUGGCCCUGCUGAUUUCUGUUUGGUUGGAGUGGGGACAAACAGCAGUGAUGGACAGGUCUGUGGAGCCUCUGGAGAGGAGUCUCCGUUUAACCCGACUGUGCGUGUACCUUGCAGUGGUUGCAAGCUUUAACCUCUACAUUUGGUACGCAAUGUUGUAUGAAAGGGCAGUCGUAGCUGUCGUCAUCUAUGUAGGACUUCUGCUUUUGCUGGCUAUUCCAUUCGUCUGCUUUUUUGUGGUGUUUCGCGGAGGUGAUCAGACCAACAGGAGAAGAAAAGCUUCGCUCAUUGUGCAGUCUCUCUUUGUUCUUGUCACGUACCCUCUUGGACUCUAUUUCGUGUAUUCUGAUAAACUUCUGGGGGCAGUAGCCACAGGGGUGUUAUCUGCCUACACGACACUAGCAUUCAGUCCUUUCUUUGAUGCGCUAAGUGAACAGAUCCUUGGCAAGAUUGGUCCAGUUUCGAUAUCGAUAUUUGCCGCAUUGCAGAAGUGCAAUUUCCCAAUUAUAGCUCUGUUUGUACUGCAUUCUAUGGCAGAUAACGUGGAAAAGGGCAUCGUAUACUUUGUUUGCCGAAAAGAGUAUCCUGUUAUUGUUCAGAAAGUGAUGAAUCGUCAAAAUAACUUCACUUUCUUGCGCUCACCACGAACAAUCCUGCGCGGGGGAUACAUUGCUUUAUUCCGAGACAAUGUGGAUCAAUUCUAUUUUGUGGAGAAUAUUGUGAAUCCCUUUCAGAGACAGACAUCAAAUGACGUCUGCUCGGUUUUUGCUAGUACACAGUAUAACUGCAUACGCAAGGAAGUUACGGUUCCAACCAUGGACGUGUCAUACCUCAAACGAUACGACGGAAGUUGCCAGUAUGUUGACACGAGAGCCCCUGGUGUAAACUUUCCCUCACAAAUCUCGGAAUGGUUUGCUAAGAAUGUUCCCAUACCUGUCUCCAAAUUGAACCAGUCUUGUAAAGUGAACACGUCACUCCUAUUCGAUACCGUGGACAACAGGACUUGUGAAAUCAUUCAAGAAACUUUGACCGGGGAUUGCAACCUUCUUUACGACUUCAAUAUACAGGCGGGUCUAGACAAAGCGACGCAGAUGCUGGAAUGCAAUUACACUGGCGUGAGGAAAUGCAGUAUUCCCACCGGUCAAUUCUACACCGAGUACACAAGCACUGUGGCGAUAUCAAAUAUGGCUGAGAACAGAAUCUAUCAGGUUACUUUUAAUGAUGGUGAUUUCGCCGUACAGAUCGCUGGGAAGGACAUCAAGAUCUAUGCAGAAUCGGAAUGUGCGACUUCCAUUGAUCUCAUGUUCAUCACGUUGGCGCUCAAAUUCAUCCUGCCGAUCUUGUUGACCUAUGUUGCUUCCAAGUUGGGCCUGUCAGGCAACGAGGAUGAAGCGGAGGAUGCAAGCGACGCCAACCAUACGGCUUCUAUAGUCUUUGAUAAGGGUGCCGUAGAUCAUCCGAUUCAUGACGGUGACGGAAUUUUCCGUUCCUAUGAGAACAAAAUGUCGGUGUGA